Messenger RNA from Cryptotermes secundus, 408 nucleotides. Its product is annotated as protein APCDD1-like. The record is from RefSeq and is a predicted model, not a curated record. NCBI's taxonomy places the organism in Eukaryota, Metazoa, Arthropoda, Insecta, Blattodea, Kalotermitidae. Gene Ontology annotation, molecular function: Wnt-protein binding. Gene Ontology annotation, cellular component: plasma membrane. The annotation marks the transcript as partial. Gene Ontology annotation, biological process: negative regulation of Wnt signaling pathway. The transcript has a single exon.
GCCCACGGUUGUCACAUCUGCUACGAAGUAUCACGGAGCACAGAGAGGUCCCCUCCUCAUCUGCUGGCGAGGCCCCGGCUGCCCGCCUACAUGGGGGGCGAGUGGGUAAGCACGCGUUGCGAAACGUGGCCUCUGGGUCUCUUCCUCACACGCCGGUUCCGCUUCCACGUCGGGGACCGGACAUGGAACGGCGAGUACCGCUUCUACGCGGACCCCGCAUGUGCCGUGCCUACGUACACCGCCGCAGCGUCUGGACGCUACUCCCGUACCUUCACCACUUCCGGCAAAGUAGAAGGACCCGUCGAGUUCGACUUCAGGGUGGAACACGCAUCCCUUACGGUUCUUGAUAGAGGGAUGGUCGAGAAUCUUCAAGGUGAUCGCCGAUGUAUUCCCGGUGGAGUUUGGAAG